AUGAUCUUCCGUCUGGUCUUCCCCGCAACGAACCUGCUCACAGUCCAAGACGAUGCCGCUCACAAAACUCUUAGAAAGGCGCUUCAGCCGGCCUUCACGGCAAAGGCUUUGAGGGACCAGGAGGAAAUCACCCAGUUUCACGUUCAAGCAACUUUGGAUGCGCUGGCGGUGGCGGCGGCGAAGGCACCCGAGACCCCUAUUAGCAUCACCCGAGAGUUGGAUAUUUACGAACAUCAAAAGGACGUAUAUGCCCAGGUCGCGCCGAUCAUGGAGUUAUUCCAACACCUGGCCUCGGUUCCGAUUAUCGGAUCCAUCAUCAUCUUCUCCGUCAUCACGUGUAGAAAGUUGGUAGGCGCAAAUCAACAUAUCCUCGGGAAAAAGGAGCUUGAAAGCCAUAUCGAAAGCAAGCGCAGCGGAAAAGACUUUCUAUCAGCAAUUUUGUCUGCCCAAGACGCUGCGCACUUGACACCUGAAGAGCUAUACAGCAACAUGACACUGCUUUUAAUGGGCGGAUACGACAGUAGCUAUGUGACACUGUCAGCAGUGUUCUAUCAUCUCCUCUCGAAACCUGAUGCGUACAAACGCCUACAAUCCUCCUUGCGCCGUGACUUCGCGUCCGUCGAUGAUAUCACCUGUCUCGCUGUCCUACAGCAGCCUUUGCUGGAUGCUUGCAUCAACGAAACCCUCCGUCUCGUUCCCCCUAUCAAUGGCCAUGGUAGUCACCGUGUUGCAGCACAGGGCACUACCAUCGAGGGCGUCUGGGUACCAGCCGGCACACUCGUCAGCGCCGAUUUCUACACUAUUCACCGCGACCCCAAGUUCUGGGCUUUCCCGGAUGAGUACCACCCCGAGCGUUGGCUUGAAGAGUCAAAUGGACCGGGAACUCCGUUCGCUAAAGAUGUUCGCAACAACUGGAAACCUUUCUCUGUUGGUUCUCGUGCUUGUAUCGGUCGCGAGAUGGCGUUACAAUCAAUCCGGUUGUCUGUGGCUAAGAUUGUUUAUAUGUUUGAUCUGACCCUCGAAGACCGCGACAUGGUUUGGGAUCGAGAUGUAGGAAGCCAUUUCAUGUGGCAUGGCUUUAACAUCCGCGUCAAGGUCGCCAAGGCUUGA
This is a messenger RNA of Colletotrichum spaethianum, 1110 nucleotides long. Its product is annotated as cytochrome P450 monooxygenase radP. Gene Ontology annotation, molecular function: monooxygenase activity; heme binding; iron ion binding. The record is from RefSeq and is a predicted model, not a curated record. The transcript has 4 exons. Bases 1 to 1110 code for a protein of 369 amino acids. NCBI's taxonomy places the organism in Eukaryota, Fungi, Ascomycota, Sordariomycetes, Glomerellales, Glomerellaceae.